AUGGAUUCCGUCCAAGAUGGGGUCGCGGAAGACACCAAAUUCGUGGGGUCGUUGUUGGUGGCGUGCUUGGCGGGGCCCCGCACACUUAAAAACAAGAUGGACGAGACAAGCAGCAAUGAUCACCCCGAGGGAGAUCACACACCUGCACUUAGCGGAAUGCACGGUGCUGACGAAUCCGACAACGAACCAAUUACGGUUGGUAUACCAUCCCAGGCACCAGCAUUCGGCGACUUGCUUGGUAUCCAUCAGAAAUUCAAUGACGCCAACGAGUUCGUAACUUGCGUGAAGGCGUGGGCACGUGUCCAAGGCUUCACACUGUUACGGACGGGAAAUAACUUUUCGGAGAAAAAACCCCACCCUGUUCACGGUGGACGAGGUGCUAUCAUGUGGCGAUCCACCCUUUACUGCACGCACAAGGAUCAGGCUUGCAGUGGCCGGUCGACGUGCGAGUGGCAUAUCAAAUUCAGUUAA
Messenger RNA from Aphanomyces astaci, 471 nucleotides. RefSeq lists its product as hypothetical. Bases 1 to 471 code for a protein of 156 amino acids. The transcript has 2 exons. NCBI's taxonomy places the organism in Eukaryota, Oomycota, Saprolegniomycetes, Saprolegniales, Verrucalvaceae. The record is from RefSeq and is a predicted model, not a curated record.